AUGCAUCGUAAACUAGAUUAUGAUGAACUGAAUUAUGAUGAAAAAAUUCAAAUAGGUCCAUUAACAAAGAAAUUAAAAACUUCAAUUAUAUCUAUGGAUCAAACAAAAUUAAACAAUAAUUAUGAAAAUAUAUCAUUGAAUACAAAACAAUCAUUACAUUCAUUUACAAUUGAUAAAUAUUCUCAAAAUGAUCCAUUAAAAUUAACUAUUUUAUCUCAAUUACCAGCUCAGCCUUCAUCAUCAGUAUUUCCUAAUCGAAAACGACGAUAUCGUAAAUCUCAAGAAAUCUAUGGAGUUAAUUCUUUAACACCUUGUUCAACAACAAAAACAAAUGGUGAAAUACGAAGAAAAUCAGAUCUUUCUUGCGUUGUUUGCCAUGCUGUUGCGCAUGGAUAUAACUUUGACGCAAUAUCAUGUGAAUCAUGUAAAGCAUUUUUUCGAAGAAAUGCACUUUUUAAUACGGAUCGAUUGAAAUGUCGUCGUGAUGGAACUUGUGAAAUAACACUUGAAACAAGACGUAGAUGUAAAUCAUGUCGAUUAAAAAAAUGUUUUGCUGUUGGCAUGAGAAAAGAAUGGAUUUUAACAGAAGAAGAAAAAGUAAAUAAGAAACGUCGUAUUGAAGAAAAUAGACGACUUCGAGCAUCAAAUUCAAAUGAUCAUCAUAUACUAUUAAAAGAUUCAAUUAGAAAAUAUGAAUCAAAUUUACAAAAUAUUUUUAUUAAUAAAUAUGAAAAAUCUUCAUUAAAAACUAAAACAUAUGAUCAAUCUAGUAAUAUUAUAAGUAAUGUUACAAUAGCUUAUCAUGAUAGAAUUAAAUUAGAUCUUACUGGUUAUGGUUGGUCAUAUCCAUUAGCACGAAAAAUUACUGGUUUAUAUCAAAUAAUUAAUGCAAAAAAUACUACAGCACUUCGUCUUAUAAGUUUUUAUAAAAGUUUAUAUGAUUUUGAUAUUCUUAAUGAAAUCGAUAAAAUUAAUUUAAUCAAAAAUAAUUUACGUUAUAUAUUAUUCUUUAAUGCUUCUCUUAAAUAUGAUCCAAUCCAUGAUGUUUAUCAUGAAGAAAAUACUAAUGAUAAACCUCUAUAUGGUGCUCAUAUACGUGAAGCAUAUGGUAUUGAUCAUUAUAUUCAAUGUACAAAGAUAAUACGUGCUCUACAUUCAAUAGUUCAAAUUGAUAAACGUAUCAUGCUUGUUGCACUUGUAAUAUUUCUAUUUUCUAAAGGUCUUUCAACUACGACAAAUACAAAUGAAUCAUUAAUAAAUAAUUAUCAACAAAUAUUUCAAACACAAAAUAAAUAUGUUGAACAUUUAUGGUUAUUUAUUGAAAAAACUUAUGGAUAUGUUCGAGCUGUUCAUAUUUUUUCAGCAUUAAUUAAUAAAUGUUUACUUAUACAAGAACUUAUUAAUGAUACUCAACAUAAUGUUUAUGAAAAAUUUGAACGAUGUCAAGUACCAACUAGUCUACGGAGUAUUAUACAAACAGCAUAA
Messenger RNA from Rotaria sp. Silwood1, 1485 nucleotides. Lineage: Eukaryota; Metazoa; Rotifera; Eurotatoria; Philodinida; Philodinidae. The record is from the annotation of a GenBank genome assembly.